Messenger RNA from Dentiscutata heterogama, 422 nucleotides. NCBI's taxonomy places the organism in Eukaryota, Fungi, Glomeromycota, Glomeromycetes, Diversisporales, Gigasporaceae. The record is from the annotation of a GenBank genome assembly.
CUUCAUUUGAAGUUUUAUCACCGGUUAAUUCUUUCACUGGAAAUAAGCCUGAUACCUCUUCCGCUCCGUUUGGAAAGGACGAUUCAAAGCAGGAUAUCACUCUUAACAAUCAAAAUGAUGAUCAAUAUUUUCAUUACGUUCUUCCUGAACUUGCUCAUUUAAAAGAUUCUUCUCAAUAUUCCUCAUUAGAUAUAUUUUCUCAUUGUUUAAAUACAUCAACUUCAUCAGAUCAUUUGAUAGAUAGUUAUAAUCAAACCAAUCAAUCUAAUAUAAGUAAUGUACGUGUUUCACUUAUUUCUACCACAAAUAUGUCAAAUUGUGCGGCCGGUAAUGAUGAGGGACGGAUUAAUGUUAUGCAAGUUAAUAGUGAACCAACAGAUAUUGAUUUUCACAAGAAAUUGAAAUGUUUAAACUGGUGUUAA